Messenger RNA from Dermatophagoides farinae (American house dust mite), 2210 nucleotides. RefSeq names its product methylenetetrahydrofolate reductase (NADPH). Gene Ontology annotation, cellular component: cytosol. NCBI's taxonomy places the organism in Eukaryota, Metazoa, Arthropoda, Arachnida, Sarcoptiformes, Pyroglyphidae. Gene Ontology annotation, biological process: tetrahydrofolate interconversion. The record is from RefSeq and is a predicted model, not a curated record. Gene Ontology annotation, molecular function: FAD binding; methylenetetrahydrofolate reductase [NAD(P)H] activity.
UUCAACAAAAAAAAGAAAUGUUUAUUGUUGUUGUUGUUGUUGUUUUUGUGGCUGUUUUGUUGGCCAAUUAUGCAAAUUAUGGAAACAUGAUUAAUGCAUAUACAAGUCAUGGCCAACAGCAACAACAAAGUCGACAACUACUCAAUCCAUUCAUUAUUAUGAUUAUAAAUUUUUAUACCUAUUGUUAAUUUUCAACAAAUGUUGUCCAACAAUUAUCGUUUAAAAGAAAAUUGGCUAUAAAAAAUAUGUUGGAGCCACAAAAUUCAAUCGAUGAAAAUGAUGUAAUUGUUAACAAACAAAAAUAUCUAUCAUUGGCCGAAAAGAUACGUCAACGAUCUAGCCAACAUGCUUAUGAGAAAUAUGAUCGAUUCUUUUCAGUGGAAUUUUUUCCCGCACGUACGCCUAAAGGUGCUUUGAAUUGGAUUCGACUUGUCGAACAAUAUGCUGAUGGUGAUCCAUUAUAUUGUGAUAUAACAUGGCAUGUUGCCGGUAAUCCUGGUUUGGAUUCACCAACGUCUUCACUAACGAUGGCCAAUGUAGCACUUAAUUAUUGUCAAUUGGAGACAAUGUUACACAUAACAUGUAUCGGAUUAACAUGUGAACAACUUGGCAAACAUUUGGAACGUGCCAAAAAUUAUGGUAUUCGUAACAUAUUGGCCUUAAGAGGGGAUCGACAUGAGGAUUAUGACAUCAAUGAUUUUCAAUAUGCAGCUGAUCUUGUUCGAUUUAUUCGUCAUCAUUAUGGACAAUUUUUUACCGUCGUUGUUGCUGGUUAUCCGAUACCACAUCCUGAAUCACGUGAUAAACAUCAUGAUCGUCAAUGUUUGAAGAAAAAAUUGGAUGCAGGUGCAGAUUAUAUUAUUACACAGUUAUUUUUUCGUUGUGAAGAUUAUGUUCGAUUUGUAGAGGAAUGUCACGCAAUCGGUAUCACAGUGCCGAUCAUUCCGGGUAUCUGUGCUAUUAAUAGCUAUGAAUCAAUGCUGAAAUUUGCUGAGUUAUCAGCUGUUCCAAUACCACCGGAAUUAUUACGUCGAUUAGAGCCAGUACGAUCUGAUCAACAAGCUGUACAAGAAUUGGGCAUCCAUUAUCUAACCGAUCUUUGUCGACAACUAUUGGCCACAAAUCUUUUUCCGGGCAUUCAUUUCUACACAUUGAAUCAAUCUUCCAUUAUGAAAGUGAUCAAAAAUUGUGGUUUAUGGCGAAAAUAUUCAAUCAUACGGCCCUUACCAUGGCGACAGGCUUGUAAUUAUCAACGUAUCGAUGAAUCCAUUCGUCCGAUUUUCUGGGCAAAUCGCCCAAAAAGUUAUAUUCACCGAACAAGACAAUGGACCGAAUUUCCCACGACCUGUUGGUUGGUAAAUUUUUCUAUGGAUCUUGAUCCAUGUUUGGUAAAUUUUCCAUCAUACUUGAAUUCAAAUUUAUCCGCCGAUGCAAAGAAAUGUCUAUCAGAGUGUGAAAGCAUCGAACAGAUUUACAUUCUUUUUAAUCACUAUUAUUCACUGAUGAAUUGGUCGACAUCUAAUCAUGAUAAGAACAAUAAUGAUUUUGUAAAUGGUGGAAAAUCGCAACUAUCAUUACCAUGGAUAGAUAAAAUUGAUGGCCAGCAUAUCGAGUCAUUAUAUCGACAAUAUGGCCAGUACAUAUCGAAAGGUUUAAUGGUUACUAAUUAUCUGCCUGCCAUAAAUGGACAAUGUAACGAUUAUAGUAUUGAUAGUAUGAUCCCGUGGUCCUAUGGACACCAAGCAAAUGGAUACAUUUAUCAAAAGGAAUACAUUGAAUUUUUCAUCCAUAUCGGUCAUUUAUCUUUUUUACAAUCAUUGCUACUGGAUAUAGAUCAUGAUGAGAUUAGUUUUAUGUUAUGUAAUCGAGAUGCAAGUAUCCGAUUAACAAAUUGGUCAUCAUCGGCGGAACAAUUUCCACUUGUGAUUACAUGGAUAAAAUUCAUUAACCAAUUACGACCGGUUUAUAUAGCCGACAUAAAAACAUUUGAUGUAUGGCUUAAUGAAACCUAUUCACUGUUGGAUACAUUGAUCAAUGAGACACCAACGAUAACUACAACAAGUGAUAUGGAUCAAAAAAAUAUUAGCAGCAAAGUGUUGGCACAUGUUCGAAAUGAAUUCAUUCUAGUCUGUUUGAUUGAUAAUCGAUUUGGCCAUUCAUCAUCAUCGUCAUUUAGCCAGAUAUUCGCCCACCUUUUUUCAAGUGACUAA